Syngnathoides biaculeatus (alligator pipefish) is the source of this 2433-nucleotide messenger RNA. Its product is annotated as zinc finger protein 771-like. The transcript is spliced from 7 exons. The record is from RefSeq and is a predicted model, not a curated record. Gene Ontology annotation, molecular function: RNA polymerase II cis-regulatory region sequence-specific DNA binding; DNA-binding transcription factor activity, RNA polymerase II-specific. Lineage: Eukaryota; Metazoa; Chordata; Actinopteri; Syngnathiformes; Syngnathidae. Gene Ontology annotation, cellular component: transcription regulator complex; PcG protein complex. The coding region runs from base 1240 to 1959 and encodes 239 amino acids. Gene Ontology annotation, biological process: regulation of transcription by RNA polymerase II.
UGUGUGUGUGUGUGUGCGUGCGCGUGUGUGUGCGUGUGGGUGUCAAGAGGCAGACAGCAAAACGUGUUCGACCUUUCAAAAUAAGCACGUCAGCCAUGUUUCACGUACAAAGUCAUGAUGUCUGUGAAGGGGCCAGUUGGUGGCUUCCGACGGGCUCUCCUGACUGCCGCUGCAGUUUCGAGCAGCGUCACAACAAUGCACCAAACGGACUCGGCGUCAGCAUCUUCCAACGGUGCUCAUUUCAUGUCCUGCUUAGUUUGGUUUUGUUCUGAAUACUUUUGAAGCCUUUUUGUGAUCCUUCUCACCGGUGUCGGUGUGAGCUGAAGUUAUCCAUGAAAAGGGAUCCCUCUCUGGCCCCGUUUGAAUCCUCCAAGUUGAUUUGCAAGAAGAAAAAAGAAAAAGAAAAAACAACAACCAAUCAGAACCUGUCAGCAUGGCGGCAGCCGAGGCUUCAAUUGUUGCAACCAAAAACAUUUGAGUAAGGCUGCGUUACGAAUGUGGACUUUUUCAUUUCAGGGCUAACAAAGCAACAGGUAGAUGAGUGACACCUCUCAGUCUCUGAGUGGUGGUUUUUCUUUCGCCGUGGUGGUUUUCGUGCAAAUGUUAAUAGAGGCACAAGAUGGCGCCAGAGAGGGCUGAUUGCUUUCUUUCUUUCUUGUCACAGUGUUCCAGAAAAUGGUUGGAUUCAAGUGUGAAGGUGGUACUAAUAGUUGUAAUAAACGUGACAAAAAGUACUUUUUAAAUAUCAGACAAUGUGCUUUGAAUUGAGUGGUGGGAUGUGCUCCUGCUCUUCUUUUUCUUUUUCAAAAUCUUAAAGACCCAGUCAAGUCAUUUUUUAUCUAGCCUGCGACUGACUGGCGACCAAUCGAGGGCGCAGUCCGCCUUUUGGCCGAAGCCAGCUGGGAAAGGCUCCAGCUUUCCCGUGACCCUCGUGAGAACAAGCGGCUUUUAUAACGGACGGCUGGACGCCGGCCCGUCAUCCAUCCCGUCGCUUGAUUCACGUUUGAUGGGAAUUAAUGGACAGUCGGUUUGACCGAUCGCGGGUGUUUCUGACGUGUCGUUCUCACAAACUGGCCUCCGAUUUCUCGUGUGUCCUUUGCAUUCUUCACGCGAGUCGCGGCGAUGCGCCUGUUUUACAGUCUCUUUCAAAUGUUAUCGGAGCUGCGGCCCAGUCGUCUUUGCUGCCUGCUGGUGGAGUAAACGGGAACUUCUCGCUGGCUCUCGCGUUCGACAAGAAAAAUGAGCAGCAAAGAGGACGUGCUGAGCGGUCACCUGAGGGAGCGCCUCGCGCAGCUGCUCCGCGACAUCGUGGGCGUGGUGGAGGACGCGGUGAGCCAGUUCCGGGAGGAAACGCUCCGGACGCGGCUGGAGAACCAGAGCCUCAGGCGGCAGCUCGGCGACUUCCUCCGGGCGCCUGACAAGCCUCAGGCCCGGCCGCGGCCUCCCGACCAGCAACUUUUUGCUUUGGACCGCCAGCCAGUCUGCGUCCCCGACGGCGUCGAAGCGCCCCCGGCCAGCGCGACCGAGCGAGCCGCCCCCCCCGGCCCGGACGACGGGCUUUCCGAGGCGCUUCUCGCUCUUCCGGUCCCGGGGCUCAAAGAGGAGCCGCAGGCCCCGCCCCCUCGUGUCAUCAAACGCGAGCGGGAGGAGUCGAAGGUCACGCCUGGCAAAAACUGCGCGGCCGACGUGCGCAUCUCGAAGGGCGGGGCCGACGUCUGCGCGACGGCGCCCCGGGAAACGGAACGAAACGGCCAUUUCGGAGGGGGGGCGGCGGCGGCGGGCGCCAUCGUGUACGAGUGUCCCCGCUGCGACGAGAUCUUCGCUCAGGCCGCCCGGCUGCGCCUCCACCUGGAGCAGAAACCCAAGAGCUACGCGUGCAACUGGUGCUACCUGGGGAAAGUAGGGAAAAGGGAAGCUUUUGGAUGGAAAAAUAUCUGGGAUAACAGCUCUAUUUUCUAAAGGUGCUAGCAAGCAUAGAGUAAACCUGGGCUAUGGACCCAAUAAUUAUUCUGAUUGGUUCGGAAAAUGAUGUGAUGUACAUGAUCUCCUGAUAAUGUACACCCUUUGAACGUCUCAAGUAGUUCCUGUCAAAACCGAAAAUUGUUCCAGAUGAAUGCGCGGCGACCUCAGCAGCUCGACGUUGCGAGCUAACCUGGCAAUCGGACCCGGUCGGGUUUUCUGCCAAGGAAACCUAAAGUACUCUGAGGACACAAUGGAGCAGGCACGGGGAGAACAUGCAAAUAACACACAAGCGGGACCGGGACCUGAAACGGUCUAACCGGCCGGAUCUUGGAACUAUUUCUGCAAAUCGCUUGGAGAAUGGCUUCAUUCUUUGAAGCGUCAUCUGGACACGUGUGUCACUACAGGCAGCUGUAUCGAUGUGCGACCCAUCUGACAUCUGUUUUGGCUCCUGGGCAGCACCAUGUACGCCCC